Molecule: messenger RNA, 1558 nt
Organism: Ectocarpus sp. CCAP 1310/34
Lineage: Eukaryota; Phaeophyceae; Ectocarpales; Ectocarpaceae
Source: the annotation of a GenBank genome assembly
GGAAGGUGCUUCGCUUCAAGUGCUACAGCGAACAUGCGGCAUGCCUGUCUACAAGCAGCGGUGCCAGUGGCCGUACUCCUUUGCUCCUCGGACUGGUCUAGCGCUUUCAUCGCGCAAGCUCCGGCCGCUGCUGCUAGCAGCAGCGGUUGCUCGUCUACGUCAACCUGCUCUGGUGCAAUAAGGCAACCGCAGCAGGGCAGGCAGGCGACGGUUCUGCACCACCUCGACUGGAGACAUCGCCCCGGGAGAAGUGCGCAGCACGUGGUGUUUUUGGAACGCGCGGACCGCGACAAGGCCUUCGAGUUGCUGGAGACCUACAUCGAGCGGGAGAGCGACGCCGGAGAGCGGGAGGACUACGACCGCAUCCGAGGGCUCGUGCCACAUAUGAGGAAACGCUUGUGGAAGGCGUCCUCCAGAGAGCAGGAGGAUGCAACGGAACAGUUGGGCAUGGACGAUUUCCAGUUCGCGACGAAGGAGUACAUUCCCAACCUGACGUCGCGUCCGUGGUGGGAGCCAGAGGUGUUUCCGUGGGCGCAGCAGCUGGAGGAAGCAAGCCCAAUCAUCCAGGAGGAGUACCGGGCGCUCCGAGCCCAAGAAGCCUCAGAUUCUCAGUUUAAGAACAGCAAAGAGGGAGGCUACACCAGCCAGGGUUGGACGCACAUCCCUCUCGUCAACGCCAGGGAACCGGCAGAGAUGUACGAGGCCCAGCGUGCUCACUUCCCCAAGACUCUCAAGAUAUUGGAAGAUCUUGGUAUCCUCAGAAAUGCGCGAGCGGUGUUGAUCGGGCGACAGCAACCGAUGUCAGGCAUUAAAACGCACAGCGACGGAUCGAACGUGAUCAUCACCUGUCAUCUGGGCUUGGACGUUCCAGGCGACGAGGAAUGCCUCAUGUGGGUAGGGGUCAACAUGGAGAGCCGGGCGUGGCGCAACAACAAGCUUCUCUGCACGGACACGAGCUACCUCCACUGGACUCGAAAUAACACCGAGAAGGAACGAAUAAUCCUCCUGGUGAUGGUGUGGCACCCAGACAUCACACCAAAGGAGCAGAGAGUGCUCGAGUACUUGGACAGCCUCAUUAGAAGCGCUGCCGCGGGGAAACCGUUGCCGCUUCAGCCGCCGAACCUCGUGGAAGGCGGCGUGUGAUGGGCCCACCGGACGUUCGUCUAUCUGGCUGGUUACUGUACAUGGCGCCGGUUGUAAAUAUCUUUGUUUUGGUGGUUCGCUUGGCGCGUUAGUUAGUGAACAAGGUGUGGCUGCCGGAAAGUUGAUUGUUUGGUGGCAAAAAAGACGGGUGCUUGCCCGUCAGUUGACGACAUCUGCCGUGGACAAUUGUGUAAACUCUCUGAGGAGAAAGCGGUGCAGCAGUAGUAUGCAUGGCCUCAGAUUUCACGAGGCGAUGUAGAAGGUUUGUCCGCUGCGUCUCGGGAAACGGUCGCGAGGCGCGGAACGCCAUACCUCACAAAUUUGCGUACGCCAGGAUCCGUUCGAAAGACCGUUUCCGAACGAGUAAAACGUUCCACCGAAGCAAGGCCUGCGUCGUUAUUGUCAUUGUCGCCGU